Molecule: messenger RNA, 1545 nt
Organism: Varanus komodoensis (Komodo dragon)
Lineage: Eukaryota; Metazoa; Chordata; Lepidosauria; Squamata; Varanidae
Product: muscarinic acetylcholine receptor M1-like
Exons: 1
Coding region: 73-1545 (490 amino acids)
Biological process (GO): adenylate cyclase-inhibiting G protein-coupled acetylcholine receptor signaling pathway; G protein-coupled receptor signaling pathway, coupled to cyclic nucleotide second messenger; chemical synaptic transmission
Cellular component (GO): synapse; plasma membrane; dendrite
Molecular function (GO): G protein-coupled acetylcholine receptor activity; G protein-coupled serotonin receptor activity
Source: RefSeq, a predicted model, not a curated record
UGGGAGGCAGCCUUAGUCGUUCUGGUCACGGGGGGCUUCUCCGUGGUCACCGUGGUGGGGAACCUGCUGGUGAUGAUCUCUUUCAAGGUCAACCGGGAGCUGAAGACCGUCAACAAUUACUUCCUGCUCAGCUUGGCCGGGGCGGACCUCAUCAUCGGCGCCAUCUCCAUGAACCUGUACACCACCUACAUCGUCAUGGGCCGCUGGGUCAUGGGCAGUCUGGCCUGCGACCUGUGGCUGGCCCUCGACUACGUGGCCAGCAACGCCUCCGUCAUGAACCUCCUGGUCAUCAGCUUUGACCGCUACUUCUCCGUCACCCGCCCGCUCACCUACCGGGCCAAGCGGACCCCACGGAGGGCGGCCGUGAUGAUCGGCAUGGCGUGGCUGAUCUCCUUCGUCCUGUGGGCGCCCGCCAUCCUGUUCUGGCAGAACUUCGUGGGGGAGCGGACGGUUGCCGAAGACCAGUGCUACAUCCAGUUCCUCUCCGUGCCCAUCAUCACGUUCGGGACGGCCAUCGCCGCCUUCUACCUCCCCGUGACCAUCAUGGUGGUGCUCUACUGGAAGGUGUACCUGGAGACCCAGAGGCGGGCCAAGGAGCUCUCCGGACUCCAGGGCUCGGAGUUCACGGGCCACCUCCGGGGGGCCCCCAGGGCGCCCCCAGCCGAGGGCAGCGGGGGCAGCGGCAGCAGCAGCUCAGAGCCCUCGCACCCGCUCACCUCCCCGCCCCCGCGGGCCCCCGCUCCCCUGCGCAGCUGCUGCUUCCCCCGGCGGGAGCCCGAGGACGCCGGCGCCGAGCAUGGCAGCACCGGCAGCUGGAACACCACCGAGGAGGACGAGGGCGAGGCGGCCUCCAGUGACUCGCUGUCCUCGGAGGAGGGAGAGGACCGGCCCUUCGAGGUCCACACCAUUUGCUCCGCCGUCAUCCGCCUGCCCAUGGUCAACUCCGUCCUGCAGCCGCCCCGGCCCCCGCCGGGCCACGAGCCCCGGGCAGCCGCGGGGAGGCAGUGGGCGGAGGGGAAGGUCCUGGUGGCCUUCCCCAAGCAGCCCCUGCACGGGGACGAGGGGCUCCGGAAGGCGGCCGGGCCGCCCCCCGUCACGGAGAAGACCCCGGCGAUGGCCGCGCGGCUGGCGCUCCAGCGGCGCCGGCGGCUCUCCAAGCGGAAGAAGCUCUCGCUGAUGAAGGAGAAGAAGGCCGCCAGGACGCUCUGCGCCAUCCUGCUGGCCUUCAUCGUCACCUGGACGCCGUACAACAUCAUGGUGCUGGUGUCGACCUUCUGCGGGGGGUGCGUGCCCCAGGCCCUGUGGAAGCUGGGCUACUGGCUCUGCUACAUCAACAGCACCGUCAACCCCCUCUGCUACGCCCUGUGCAACCGCUCCUUCCGCAGCACCUUCCGCAGGCUGCUGACGUGCCGCUGGGACCGGCGUGCCGAAGCGCCGGGCCUCCGGGAGGCGGAUCCGCUGCGCGGGAAUGCCGGCAGGCGCGCAGGCGCUGCUGAGGGGCUCCGGCGCGAUUUACGGGGGAUGCUGGCCCUGCGGAGGACGUAA